Aphanomyces invadans is the source of this 990-nucleotide messenger RNA. RefSeq lists its product as hypothetical. The transcript has a single exon. The record is from RefSeq and is a predicted model, not a curated record. NCBI's taxonomy places the organism in Eukaryota, Oomycota, Saprolegniomycetes, Saprolegniales, Verrucalvaceae. The coding region runs from base 20 to 754 and encodes 244 amino acids.
GCGACGAGGCACAACCAUCAUGGGCGGCGGCGGGUUGCGCAUCUUAGGACACAAGAAGUGGCAUGUCUGGACUCGCGAGAACAUCGAAAAGGUCCGCCGUGACGAGCGUCUCCAUGAAGAAAAGACAAAGAAAGAGACGCGGGAGAAGCGCAAGCGAGACCUGGACAGUCGUGUCGAACACCUCAAGAGGGCCAGGUCGACAACUGAAGCAACGACAACGAACGUGCCUCCGCCGUCCGAACUGAAUCAUAUCAACUUCUUCAAAGACGCAGAAGAGUAUCACAACAAGAUGCUCAUUGACCCUCCAAACCCCAAAGAGUUCCACGAAGAAGGUAUUGCACUGGGGGGAGAAUUGAAUCCCGCGUACAGAUCCCAACAUCCACCGUCCCAGCGACGCAAGCAGCAGGACGCCAAGAAGAGCCAUCCAACUCUGCCGUGGUAUGCACAUGCUAGAAAUGACGACAGGGUCGACGUGCACGACGACGCUUACAAACGGGACACGUUUGCCGAUCCCAUGGGAACCCUACUCACACGUCCUGCACCGUUUCUCGAAGCCAAGAAACCAGUCGUGUUGAAGCGCAUUGAUUUCGCGGGGGAUAAAGUUGUGAGCACUCGUGAUAAGGACGUUCCCGACUCGACGUCGAGCACUCGCUCCACGUCGAAGAAAGGCUCGAAAUCGUCGAAACUCAUGGACAAGUUGCGCGCCGAGCGCCUGGCACGAGAAGCUGCGGAAUCGUCAAAGCGACGAAGAUAAGGUAAAUUAAAAGCGGCGGUAGGCGGCAUCGUAGUACUCCUGGGUGGUAAAAAGGCCCUUCCAUCCUCGGCCGAUGCGGCUCCCUUCAAACUGUGCCAACACAUAGAGUGCCACAUGCGUCUCCAGGUACUUCAUCGCCAUCACAGCCAGCACCAGCACAAGGACGUACUCCCCGAGGUACGCGUGGUACACUGCGUCGCAAACGAGGGCGCCAAGCAUGUUGAUCCAGCACACAU